GUUAAUUCCAUCUUUAGAGUGCACGCCUGUACGUCCCUUCAUCACAGCACACGUCAGUGACGGUUGGUUUAAAGGUAGCAAGCUAAGAACCUACGCACUAGGACACAGGCUGCUACAGGUGUUCCAAAAGCUGGCUGAUCUGCUAACAAUGAUGAAGCGUAAAAUUGCAGACUUUUCUAAAGAGUUUGAUGCAUCUCCUGGCGGAUUUUGGACCACUGCCGGGGAUCCUCAGAAUCCAGCCAGCGAAGUUUACAUGUUCCUGACCGUGUACCUCAGCAACAACGACCAGCACUUCACAGAGGUGCCCAUCACCCCUGACACCUGCUGCCGCGAUGUGGUGGAGCUGUGCAAGGAGCCGGGGGAGACCGACUGUUACCUGGCGGAAAUGUGGAGAGGCUCUGAGAGAGCAGUCGGCGAGGGCGAGAGGAUGCUGGAUGUGCUGCAGCGCUGGGGCCAGCAGAGGGCGGAAGUGCGGUUCUUCCUGCGGCACGAGAGAGCGCCCAGCAGGGAGCCGGGUGGAUCGAGGGCUCAGAGCAACGGUCUGAAGACUCCCAUGAACAGGCAGAGUGAAAAUGGGGUGGCAGUCCCACGCACGGACAUGACUCUUGCGGAGCUCCAGGAGAUGGCAGCCCGGCAGCAGCAGCAGAUCGACGCCCAGCAGCAGCUGCUGGCUUCCAAGGAGCAGCGGCUGCGCUACCUGAAGCAGCAGGACCACCGGCAGCAGCAGGCCUCGGAGCAGGAGAAGCUGCAGCGGCUGCGCGAGAACGCCGAGAGCCAGGAGGCCAAGCUGAAGAAGGUGCGGGCCCUGAAGGGCCAGGUGGAGCAGAAGCGCCUCAGCAACGGCAGGCUAGUGGAGGAGAUUGAGCAGAUGAACAGCCUGUUCCAGCAGAAGCAGAGGGAGCUGGUGACAGCCGUGUCCAGAGUGGAGGAGCUGAGCCGCCAGCUGGAGAUUCUGAAGAACGGCAAGAUGGACACUUUCCACAACAGCCAGAGCUCUGUAGCAGAGCUGGACCGGCUGUACAAGGAGCUGCAGGUGAGGCAGGAGGGGUCAGGGCUCUGGUGGCUGGGGCUCGGGCAGAGCGGCACUCGCGCCACCCUCUCGGGCAGGGCUUGGGCAGCCAGACAGACCCCUCCGGACGGCCCUCCGCAGACCUCCUCCUCCCAGAGCCGGGUGGCCGCUGUGGAGCCCUAUGUCCAGUCGUCCACCAUGCCCCGUGGGCCUGUGAGGCACGAGCUCCUGAAGCCAGCCUACCCAGGGGGCACCCUCCCUCUGCCCAUGCAGGACAAUGCGCUGAAGGCCCCGGCCAGGGCGCCCGCUAGCAGGCCCCCCUCAGGCGUGGGGUCAGCCAAGACCGGCCAGUCCCUGUCGGAGUGGAGCUCGGAGUCCAGCGGCAGCCACAGCUCGUCCUCCACGCUGCCCAGGAUGGGCCCCCACAGCAAUGCGGAGCAAGAGGACACAGAGGUGCUGAAGAGGGAAAAGGACAAGAAGGUCCGGCCCUUCUCCAUGCUGGAGUCCAGCGAGCCGACACCAGGGCCGCCCUCCGCCGCGUCUCUCCGCAAGAACCAGAGCAGCGAGGACCUCGUGAGGGACGCCCAGAACGUCGCCAAGGCCCCCGCGAAGGUGCCGCCGCCCGUGCCCAGCAAGCCCAAGCAGGUCAGCCUGCCCGGCCAGGCUGCAGUCGGCAGGCCGGCCUCCAGCACAGGGACCUUCCCUGGCAAAUCCAAGCCGGCCGGGCAGGGCCAGCCGGCGGCGCAGCAGUCCGCCCACACCCUGCCUCUGCCCUCCAAGCAGGAGGCGCCGCCGGCGGCCACCGUGCGGCCCUUCACCCCCGAGGUGGCGGCCCGGGACCCGGCGCCCCAGCCCUUCUGCAAGCCGCCCACGGUGGCGGCCAGCUCCAUCUACUCCAUGUACACCCAGCAGCCCACACUGGGCAAGAACUUCCAGCAGGCCGUGCAGAGCGCGCUGACCCGGGCCCAGAGCCGCACCAACCCCUUCGUCAGCGUUUACGGAAAGCCUGUCAUCAGUGGCAACGGAUCCGGGCAGCAGCCAGUUCCGGCCAUGCAUCCGGAGAAUCCCUAUCAGGACCGGCCCGGUGGCCUGGACACGGAGACGGAUCAUAGUGGGAGAGCCCCUCCGCCCGAGCCCCAGGAGACUGAGCGCAUCCCCCGGCCGCUGAGCCCCACCAAGCUGCUGCCUUUCAUCUCCAACCCCUACCGCAACCAGAGCGACGUGGACCUGGAGGCCCUGCGCAAGAAGCUGCACAACGCGCCGCGGCCCCUGAAGAAGCGCAGCUCCAUCACCGAGCCCGAGGGCCCCAGCGGCCCCAACAUCCAGAAGCUGCUGUACCAGAAGACGACGCUGGCCGCCAUGGAGACCAUCGGCUCCAUCACUGCUCCCUUCUUCCAGCCGGAGUCCGGGGCCGAGCAGGAGCGCGCGGGUGCCCAGAGCGCGGACGCGGGCCCCGCGGAAAAAGAGGCGCCUCCGCCCGCGGCCCCGACAGACGUCCCGGCCGCUGCCAAAGCGCCGCCCGCCCAGGAGCCCACAGAGCAUUUCGUCCUUCCGCCGCCCCCCUCCCACCCGCCUCCCGCUCAUCCCCAGGGGCUCCUGGACGCUCACGGCCUCCCUCUGCCGCCGCCGCCGCCCCCUGCUGGCGAGGAGGAGGAGCAGGAGCCCGGCCUGCCCCCGCCCCCCGAGAGCUUCGCGGAGGAGUACCCCCCCUACCCACCCCCCCCGUACCCCGCUGUCGGCGAGCAGGACGGCCUCGGGGAGGACACCUUCAGCAUGCGGCCCCCCGAAAUCACCGGCCAGCUCACCCUGCCGCCGGGCAAGAGGACCAACCUGCGCAAGACAGACUCGGAGCGCAUUGCCCACAGCAUGAGGGUGAAGUUCAACCCCCUGGCCCUGCUGCUGGACUCCUCCCUGGAGGGCGAGUUCGACCUGGUGCAGAGGAUCAUCUACGAGGUGGAGGACCCCAGCCAGCCCAAUGACGAGGGCAUCACAGCGCUGCACAACGCCGUCUGUGCUGGACACACGGAGAUCGUCAAGUUCCUCGUGCAGUUCGGCGUCAACGUCAACGCAGCCGACAGCGAUGGCUGGACGCCUCUGCACUGCGCCGCCUCCUGUAAUAACGUGCAGGUGUGCAAGUUCCUGGUGGAGUCGGGGGCGGCUGUGUUUGCCAUGACCUACAGCGACAUGCAGACGGCAGCAGACAAGUGCGAGGAGAUGGAGGAAGGCUACAGCCAGUGCUCCCAGUUCCUGUAUGGUGUGCAGGAGAAGAUGGGGAUCAUGAACCGGGGGGUGGUGUACGGCCUGUGGGAUUACGAGUCGGAGAACGAGGACGAGCUGGAGUUCAAGGAGGGCGACUGCAUGACUAUCAUCCGCCGGGAGGACGAGGAUGAGAUCGAGUGGUGGUGGGCGCGCCUGGGAGAGAAGGAGGGCUACAUUCCCCGAAACCUGCUGGGGCUGUAUCCAAGGAUCAAGCCCAGACAGAGAAGCCUGGCUUGACGAUGCUGGUCUGCACUUCAUCACAGAUUAAACUUCGACUCCUCUCUUUUGGGGAAAGAAGGAAUCUCAUGCCGGGAAUGAAGAACACUAAUACAUGAAGGAAUAAUCUUUUCCUGUCUAUCAUUCGGGAACAACCAAAACUGAGUCUCACACCGCACUGGUGUUGACAGGCUGGACCUCAGGCUGUCUGUAGAAGCACGCGCCACUAUUUUCAUCUUGGAGGAUUUUAAAAAGGAGAUAUUUUUUCAGUGAACAAGAGAUGGGAAUUUAUCUGAAUACAAUCUGCAUCAUACUGGCAGAAGAAAGUUUGUAAUUAAUUUUUGUAUUGAACGAACUAUAUAACAUUCCCUCUAAAUGUUAGAUGAGAAUUUCUAAAUUAAAAACAGUAUUUUCCAUAGUUUCUUUUUCCACAAAUGCAUUUAUGAGCCGAUUCUUUAUAUUAGUUUUAAACGGAAGCAGGGUUGAAGUGCUGUUUAAGACUUAAAACUUUCUCUAUCAGAGAGGUGCAGAGCUUUUUAGUACAGAUUGAAAUAAAACUGGAUAUUUCAUAAUAUACUCGUGCACAUGGACACAGAGCCUCACUAUUAAAAUGAACAGCUUUGGCACAGGGAGAAUGUGCCUGGUGCAGAACACUAAGCAUGAAAGGGAGCAGACUCAAGCACGUUUGUAUCAGCGUGGCCUUGGGUCCUUCACAGCAGGCUGUGACCAACAAUAUGGCACAAAAGUACAAUGGGAAAAGGGGAGAAACUUUAGUGCUGUUGGGGUGUUCAUUUUAAUAUAGACAGCUUCUGUAUGUAUCUCAGCCUACACGAAUAUUAGUUUUAGUAAAGUAAGAGAAAUAAAACUCAGCAUAUAUGCUAUGUAUUCAUUAAGCUAUGAUUAAUGCACUAGCACUGUAGGUUACUCAUAAGGCCUCUGCCAUCAGAAUACUAGUGUAACAUCUUUCUGUUUCUUUAUCUAUGUUAAUGAGCACACAACAGAAUGUUGCCUGUAUUCAGAUAAAAGCAUAUUACACUUAGUAUAUCUAUAUGUCUCAAGGAUCUGUCCAAUUCAAUGCCUUGGAAUAGCGUCCGAUGGAGACCAGGCUGUGGGCAGCACUGAGUGGUCAGAUAUGUAGCGACUUCAUUUACGUGAAGGACCAGUAAGACCAGUGCUGCAGUGGUUCUGUGGUCGAGAUCGUAGCUGGUGCACUGCGGACGCGGCGAGGGAGCCCAGUACGAGGGUGUGAUUGCAUCACUGCCAUGGAGCUCAGUGUAAAUACCUGCAGUAGUGCAUUCCCAUCUGACUAACGUAGCCUCCUGCAGUGUGCACUUGUCAGCCCUGAUAGCAGCGCAGCUCACUCCAUCCUGGGGUUGGUGGGGGGGUCGGUUGGCGGUAUUCAUUUUAAUUGUCCCCCUCCCCCCACCCCCUGGUGCACUAGUGCGAUUUGUCACAGUAUCGUCCCCAGGUGGCUGUUCCCCUGCACUAGCGGAGAGAGAGGGGUACUGAUGCUUUUCUUUUUUUCCCACAAAUGUAUUUAUUUUCCUUGUGUUGAUAUUGACUAGAAGUAAUAACAUCACAUGUAGAAUUUACAAUAAAAUGCUUUUGUCAA
Molecule: messenger RNA, 5096 nt
Organism: Lepisosteus oculatus (spotted gar)
Lineage: Eukaryota; Metazoa; Chordata; Actinopteri; Semionotiformes; Lepisosteidae
Source: RefSeq, a predicted model, not a curated record